This is a messenger RNA of Exaiptasia diaphana, 1388 nucleotides long. RefSeq lists its product as uncharacterized. The record is from RefSeq and is a predicted model, not a curated record. The transcript is spliced from 4 exons. NCBI's taxonomy places the organism in Eukaryota, Metazoa, Cnidaria, Anthozoa, Actiniaria, Aiptasiidae. The coding region runs from base 254 to 940 and encodes 228 amino acids.
CGGCAGAUGUAACUACCAUAUAUGGAUCGCGCUUGUUUCGCAUAUUGACAUAACURGUAUCUCUAUGACGUAGUUAGGUUGCUCAGGGUAGCUGACACUUGAUACGAUCAGUUUUGCUUGUCCCACUUGUGAUUUGGAUUGCCUUUGACGUCGGAACAGAGAACAUUUUURCCCACAAUGGCACUUCACUAAAUUAGAGUCUGUGAAUCAGUCUGUUCAGAAUUCUGCAAAGAAGCCGAUUUGACCUACCAACAUGUCAUGUCUUCAGUGCAUUUCAUGCAACUCUUCGAUUUUUGAGACUGCAAACCUGUGUAAAUGCGGUCACGUUAAURAAGCCAUGCGCACUAUAGCUGGAAAGAGAUUUUCUGGUUACAGAGAAGAACUUUACACUCGAAGGGUCAUCAAAGAGAGUCGCGACGAGUAUMGACGAAAGAAACGGGAAUCCCGCGGGAUUAAGCCAAGGAAGCGGCGACCCCUUCAAAACCGACAGGCUCAAAAACARGAAAGUAAACUGGUCAGCAGCAUCCUCCCAGAGCAUCAUAMUAAUAKGCAAAAAUUACCUCGUGGAUUGGAUAGUCAUGAACAGAUCAAACCAGCCCCACCCUGCGCAAUCGGUCCCCAUAGCAACAGAGAUAAUCAGCAUAUAACAACCACUUGUAACCUAUCCUCUAUAUCCGAUUCGACAGAAAAUAGCAUGGUACKUGACGUCACAUCAAAAGAUCACGUGAUGCGUGACGUCACGAGCCAAAAUUCUCUAAUGAAUAGCAUCUCUCYGAAAAAAACCCGGCAAAAUCCUCAGUAUGGUCGUCGUGCUGUAAUAGGCGAUCAUGAGACUGGAGUCCUUACGACGCCUCUCGACCAGUUAGCAAURGCGGGUCCCUUGGAGGAGAUAAACAAAAAACUAAGAAAUCAAAGUACAUUUUGGAUGUGCUUGGUUUAAUAUAUGCAUUAGACUAUGUCGGUCUUAGUUUKAAUCGUGUAAAAAAGAAUUUGUCAAUAGACCUUUGAAGCUUUUAUAUGACAUAUGGCAAACGCAAUGCAUUGUAGGAUAUGUUUGGGACAAUAUAAAUGGGGACAAAUAUAAAUAUAUAUAAAUUUUAUUUCGUGGUAACUAGCGGUAAACUAGUUUGAGUUUUGUCGGUGUGGUUUCUAAAGAAACAGUUUUGUAAAGAGAUAAAUUUAACACCGUAAACACUGACGUUUUCGAAGCUUAAUCCGUCGGAGUAAAGAGAUGAAUUUUAUUUGUUUUUUUUUUUCCUUCUAAGUGAUCCCACAAUGCAUUGCAAACAAGUGGUAACAUAAAAGUGUCAAAAUGCUAUUAUUUGUAAACUCAACUAGAUUCCUUUCUUUAAAACGAAAUAAAAUCCCUCGGCGUACAAAAAUCCAGA